AUGAGUGCAGAUCCUGACUUGAUCAAGUGCCCAGGCAAAUUUGGCAGGGGCGACCCUCUCCUUGGACCUCCAGCGUGCCCGUACCCAUCGAUCUCCUCUUCAGUCUCCGGACUCUCCCGUCUAGCUAUGGCUUCCACUACGCCCUCAACCUCUGCCGCUAUCGCAACAACAGCAUCAGCAAGUCGGAGCGAGGAUCCAGUAAAGAAAUCUACCGACGCCCAGGAUCCGCCGAACAAGCUCGCCGAAUUCCUGGCUGUUGGCUCUUCCUCGCCGUGGCCAGCAUGGUCGAUGAGCGCUCUCCUGAUGGCGUCUCUACCUACGAGUAGCCGAUUCUCCGGUGCACUAUACCCCAUCGGAUUGGCACCAACGUGGCAAGUCACUCCUUUGGCUAUGGUCUUCGGCUUGAGUGGCUACAUUACUUCAGCAGGUGACUACUAUAACGGUUCCGGAACAGCUUCUGCCUGGAGUGUCAUAUACCUGUUCUUGCACGGGAGGGAUUCAUGGAGACACACAUUCGCACGACCACCCAAGACGAAACUGAGCCUCUUCCCGAUCUCUCUCUCCGCCUUCGCUCUCACUAAUGGGAUCAUUCAUGGCUAUGUCUAUUGGUCCGGCUUCUAUCGCGACCAGUUAAAGGAAGAGCUAGAAAGGACUAAAAAAUCUUCUUAA
Puccinia triticina is the source of this 669-nucleotide messenger RNA. RefSeq lists its product as uncharacterized. The record is from RefSeq and is a predicted model, not a curated record. The coding region runs from base 1 to 669 and encodes 222 amino acids. Gene Ontology annotation, cellular component: mitochondrion. The transcript is spliced from 4 exons. NCBI's taxonomy places the organism in Eukaryota, Fungi, Basidiomycota, Pucciniomycetes, Pucciniales, Pucciniaceae.